Molecule: messenger RNA, 794 nt
Organism: Anopheles bellator
Lineage: Eukaryota; Metazoa; Arthropoda; Insecta; Diptera; Culicidae
Product: superoxide dismutase [Cu-Zn]
Exons: 3
Coding region: 87-761 (224 amino acids)
Biological process (GO): removal of superoxide radicals
Molecular function (GO): superoxide dismutase activity; copper ion binding
Source: RefSeq, a predicted model, not a curated record
GUUUCUGGAGUAAACUUUGUGUGUAUAGUGGUACUUUGCGUACAGCUCGAGUUCCGGCUCCCGGGAAGUAACGAUCCUUGGACACAAUGGGGAUGAAGGUGUCGGGAGUGCGGAUGCCAACGAUAGUGUGCCAACUACUGUUGGGAUGUGUUUUGGUAGUGCAGGGAACGAUCGUUGGCCGGCUAACGGACGAUGUUGAGUUUAUCGAUCCGACCAUCGGGAUCGGACCGGGUGGAACCGCCAGUGGUAUCCCGUUGGGGCCGAGAGGCUUUCGAGGAUUCGAAAUACUGCCCAGACCGGAACCAUCGUGGAAGGCGGGCGCAACACUGGUGGCGGAUAAUCCGGAGCAACAGAUCAUGGGAACGAUCUCCUUCCGCCAGUGGGCCCCGGGACACGUCGAAACGGCCAUUAACGUAACCGGCGUGCCGGUCGGGAAGCACGCCGUUCACGUGCACGCGUUCGGUGAUAUGCGCGAGGGCUGCAAGUCCACGGGGCCUCAUUUCCGUAGCAGUAUUAUUGGCAACAUCGACGUGAAGGAUGACGGUAACGCGGUGAUCGAUUUCCACAGCCCGUACAUCAAUCUGUUCGGUUUCGCCGGCAUCGUCGGACGCUCGAUCGUGAUCCACGAAAAACCGUCCGAGAUCUACCGGUUUCCGGACCUGUCCAUCAACAACCCGGUAUCGUUCCAGGGCGAAGAGGACACGGUUGGGGGACGCAUCGCUUGCGGUAUCAUCACCAUCCUCGAUAACGUUGCGCCGUAGAACGUGCCGGCGAAGCUUGGCAAGGAAAUAAAA